AUGGUGGGUUCAAACUUUACUACUAAGGAUCCCUACAAAUAUCAAGUGGGAUUUAAUUCUUAUCAUGAGACUGAGGCUAUUGAAGGCGCACUGCCAGUUGGUCAAAAUAGUCCCCAGGAGGCUCCUUACGGGCUUUAUUCAGAAAAGCUGUCAGGUACCGCCUUCACUGCUCCUCGACAUGAAAACAAACAGAGCUGGCUGUAUCGUGUGAUUCCAGGUGCUUCACAUCCGAAUCCCGAGAGUGUCAAGGCACCUUGGGCUUCUUCGGAUGGCAGCAACAAGGCUCCAGCUGGGUUUGAUGAAUUACAAUACGUUCCAAACCAACUAAGAUGGGACCCUUUCGAUGUUGUUGAAAGCGAAACUUUUGUUGAUGGCUUGAGGUUGGUCAGUGCAUCAGGUGAUCCUCGAGUAAAAAAGGGUCUGGCUAUUUAUGCUUAUGGAGCGUCCAAGUCAAUGGGUAAUGAAGCUUUCUAUAAUGCUGACGGUGAUUUUCUCAUAGUUCCUCAACAAGGAGAACUUGAUAUUCAAACUGAAUUGGGAAAUCUUUAUGUACGACCUCAAGAAAUUGUAGUAAUUCCUAGAGGAAUUAGGUACAAGGUAAAGCUUCCGUCUGGACCUAUUCGCGGAUAUAUCCUGGAAGUGUUUUCUGGACAUUUUGAACUUCCGGAAUUGGGACCAAUUGGUUCUAAUUGUCUUGCUAAUGCUAGAGAUUUUCAGGCACCUGUAGCAGCUUUCGAAGAAAAUGAUGAACCUCACAAGAUUCUGGGAAAGUUUGGUGGUAAUCUAUUCCAAUACACCCAAAACCACAGCCCAUUUGAUGUAGUUGGUUGGCAUGGCCUUUAUUAUCCAUACAAAUACGACUUGGGUAAGUUCAACACUAUUGGAUCAGUUUCUUUUGACCAUCCGGACCCUAGUAUUUUUACUGUCUUGACAGUACAAAGUGAACAUGUAGGUACCGCAAUUGCGGAUUUUGUCAUUUUCCCACCUAGAUGGCUAGUUCAGGAGCACACAUUCCGCCCUCCAUGGUUUCACCGAAACACAAUGGCCGAGUUCAUGGGUCUAAUUUGUGGUAACUAUGACGCCAAAGAGGGAGGAGGUUUUGUACCAGGGGGUGCGUCAUUGCAUAAUGUUAUGUCCUCACAUGGCCCUGAUGCAGCUACUUACGAAAAGGCGUCAAAGGCUGAUCUCAAACCCCAAAAAGUUGGUACUGGUUCCAUUGCAUUUAUGUUUGAGACAAGUCUCAUGUUGGGCCUGACUACCUAUGGCCUUACCGAGUGCAAUAAAGUCCAGUCUACAUACAAUGAACACAGCUGGCUGCCUAUCAAGAAACAUUUUGUUAAUCCACAGAAGUAA
Sugiyamaella lignohabitans is the source of this 1353-nucleotide messenger RNA. Its product is annotated as homogentisate 1,2-dioxygenase. The coding region runs from base 1 to 1353 and encodes 450 amino acids. The transcript is spliced from 2 exons. NCBI's taxonomy places the organism in Eukaryota, Fungi, Ascomycota, Dipodascomycetes, Dipodascales, Trichomonascaceae. Gene Ontology annotation, cellular component: cytoplasm. The record is from RefSeq and is a predicted model, not a curated record. Gene Ontology annotation, molecular function: homogentisate 1,2-dioxygenase activity. Gene Ontology annotation, biological process: L-phenylalanine catabolic process.